Volvox carteri f. nagariensis is the source of this 744-nucleotide messenger RNA. RefSeq lists its product as uncharacterized. The record is from RefSeq and is a predicted model, not a curated record. The annotation marks the transcript as partial. The transcript has 3 exons. NCBI's taxonomy places the organism in Eukaryota, Viridiplantae, Chlorophyta, Chlorophyceae, Chlamydomonadales, Volvocaceae.
AUGCGUUAUCCCACUCGCGUUCCAAUGCGCGACCUGCUCCCGCCAUCGAAGUCAGACCUAUGCCUAAACGGGGACGUAAGGUCACAAUUCUUUGUCAAUAUGUUCUUCGUUAAACGUCUUACUUACAACAAUCGUAGAAAUUGCGAAUACUUUAGUUUUUGGUGUAUAUGUGAGCUCGAAUGGGCUGGGGACCGGAAGGCACAUAAAUUAGGUCCCUCGCCGGUCCCACGGUCGUACAUUCCGGGUCCCCUGGCCCUAGAUACGCCCUACACAACUACGGCCCAGACAACGACCGUGGACGCACCUUUCUCUCCAGUUCAGACAGCCCCCAGCCUUGCCGCGAUGACCAGCACCGCCGCGCCGACCCACCCCGCCGCCGCCGCCGUUCGCCUCGAUCCCGUCAACGUGGCCUUUAAGCCACCACCGGCAGAACAGGUUAGCCACAGCUUGCCGAUCGCCAGUAAGCCCGCCCGCCAUGUAGGUUGUAUGCGUGCUCGUGUAGCUGCAGCCUCCACGACGGAAGCGCACCGGGUGGACAGCGACUGGAUGCUUUCGCGCACCGUCUUCGUCCUCUCUUAUCUCGUCGUCUCCAUCGUCACCUACUUCGUCGUCUUCGUCUCCUCUUAUCUCGUCGUCUCCGUCGUCACCUACUUCGUCGUCAUCACCAACGUUCUUCGUCUCGCGAAAAUCGUCCGUAAGCCUGCCCGUCUUGCCGGCUGCAAGUGUGCUCGUGCAGCUGCAACC